Messenger RNA from Cantharellus anzutake, 6076 nucleotides. RefSeq lists its product as uncharacterized. The transcript is spliced from 41 exons. Gene Ontology annotation, biological process: proteasomal ubiquitin-independent protein catabolic process. The coding region runs from base 154 to 5862 and encodes 1902 amino acids. The record is from RefSeq and is a predicted model, not a curated record. Gene Ontology annotation, cellular component: cytosol; nucleus. Gene Ontology annotation, molecular function: proteasome binding; peptidase activator activity. Lineage: Eukaryota; Fungi; Basidiomycota; Agaricomycetes; Cantharellales; Hydnaceae.
CACGGUCCUUGUCACUGCUACAGUGCUACUUACGCGUUCCACUUACUCAAUUGCAUAACCCCGCGACAGAAAAGCUGACGCGGCUCCUGAAAUCCUUUCCUUAUAAAUAGGGAGUAGUUAGACCCAGAAACUGCACACCACCAUCAAUACACCAUGGACGAAGACGAGAUCUUUGAGCACAGUGUAUCUCCAAUCAUAGAGGAGGUAGAUAAUGUCGAGGACUCUAAACAGGCUAAAUCCCUUGAGAUCUACCUGAAAUCGCUCCCUUACGAAUGCGAAUCCACCGAGGACAUGCUGAGCACACUGAACUGCAUUGUACAAAAUCUCGUUCUCACCGCGCGUACCGCCAACUGGUCCGUGAAUGUGGGAUGGGACGAAACGCUGCAGUAUUGGCUCAUUAUGAGGUACCCUAUGCCUCGUAUCGUUCGGGCGGGCCUCGCUCGAUUUUACUUCGAGCUUAUUGUUACACCUGGAAUCGAGGCACGCUACCUCAAAACAUGGGCUAAUACUUUCCAUAAGCUCAUUCCAAAUGCUGCUGGAGAGAGAAGGAAGCUUGAGCCAACUGACUUGCAGCUUCCAUGGCGUGAUCUCUGGACCGUGAUUGUUCCAGAAGUGUGGCAUGGCCCGGACACUGAGUUACUUCGAAAUGUAGCCCCUGCUUUGAUUUCUGUAGCAGAGACUUCCUCACGAUACUUCAAUCCUGCUGAUGUUGAAGACAUCAUAAACGCAGUCCUGACAAGAUUUGAACCCAACAACGUUGUGCAGGACGUUACAGUCCUCAUGUCGCUAUUGCCCCCUGUCAAUGUCCAAAUGUACCUCCCAAUAUUCUUCAGAAUAUGGGAGGCGUUCAAUUCUAGCCAGUUGGACGAAAGAAUGCUCGAGUUUUCUGGGUCGCUCGCGCAGGAAUGUGUUUCAGUUGAGUUUGAUGGUCCUUCGACCCCUGCCUGGAAAGAUGUGGGGAUUUUUACAGCUGAGCAAUGGGCCAAAAUAUGCAGGACCGCGCUGGUCUUUAUGCAGGUCCCAGUGGGAGGUGGUAACUCAAACACAGGGACCACCGGUGGGCACGUCGACUCGGGCCAAUCGAAUCGCCCUCUGAGGAAGGGUGGAAAUGUUCACCAGCAUCUGGCUACCAUUUUUGUGUAUUCGAUGUUUUCUGAUCUGGAGGGCGAUGACUUCGGCGGUACAUGUGCUCACUCGAAGUCCCUUCGCAGUCUCACUACAAUCAUAACGAGCGUGGAGACAUAUUUCCACCCAUCCAACCAUGGCACGUGGACCGGACAACUCACUACCUUCUUGCAACGCCUUACAUAUGCAUUCUCCAAACGAUGGACUGAGGAGCAUUUCCCGGACUGCAAAACGCCACCUCAUCACCGGUUGACCGACCAUGUGAAGAGAAAAUUCGUUGAGUUAUUGCAAACACCAGCGUUGCUCUCAAUGUUCGCCAAAGAUCCUGUAUCCAUUGCGCUUUCACACGCAUCCCUGAAGACACUUGCCGUUCUCGAACCUGACAUAAUUUUGCCCUCUAUCAUUGAACGAGCAUAUAGCGGACUGGAAAGUGUGAACGAGACCCACAGAGCCACCGCCGUUUUGAGUUGCCUCUCUGCUGUGGCGUCCACUCUCGUCAAUGAGAAUCUGUUCUUAGGAGGGCAGAGGCAUUUGAUCCCGCUUUUGGAGCAAGCGCUCCCGGGACUAGAUAUUAAUGAUCCUCUAAAGACUAUUUGCUCGACCAUGUUUAUCUCCGCCGCAAUAAGCAGCAUCAAGGUCGGGAAUAUCUCUGGACAGGUAGCCUUGACCCUGGGAGAUGACGCACCAGUCGCUAUCGAAGCAGACGGAACUGUCAUGCCAGAGGGGACAGAGGGACCAGGUUCCAAACUGAAUCGCAAUGAAGAACGUGCGCUCCUUCGCGACAGUACAGCGUCUUUCCCAGACUGGGUCACUUCAUUCUUCCGGAGAAUCUUUGCCCUCUUCGAAAACUUGCCAGAAGAAGGUGGGAAAUCCAGCAAGAUCGGAGGGAAGUCCGAAGAGACUUUGUUGAAGUCAAUUCGGACCACCCUCGAUAUCAUGGCGUCGCAUCUUUCCGAUCCUCUCUUUGAUCUGGUCUUGGGAAUCGUGUACGACUACGCAAUUACUAAUGCCCGAGCGAAUUCAGUUCGAGCAUUUAGCAAUCUAGUGGCGUCCUUAGGCAAGGCAAACCCAAAGAAGACACUCGACAAAUUUUGGAAACAUUGUACUGAGCAGAUAAAAAUCGAGCUUGAGAAUGGAGCAUCGAGUCUGAGGACGACUUCCACGAGCUUGCCAAUCGCAUCUGAUACUACGCUCCAUUGGUAUUUGGGCAUUUUGCGUGGUAUCACAUCAACUGGAGGUUAUGAGCUUAUAACGUACAAGGAUGAAAUUUUCGUUAUGCUCAAGCUACUUGUUGCAAAAACGAAAAAUGAACGAGGAUAUAAUAACACAGGUCGUUUGGUUGGCCGAUUACUUGCCGCUUUGAUCAAUAUAUACCCAUUGGAACAGCGAUUAGUCAACGAUGAUGAGUGGAACAGCAAGAAAUUUGAGCAAACUCACUAUCAAGCGUGGGGUCGAAUAUACCGUCCCGAAGACGUCGUUAUCAAUUGGCAUGUUCCUCGGGACGCCGAAAUCGAUUUUGCAAUGGAAAUACUGGAUCAAAUCAUUAAUCCCUGCUUGGAUGCCCUUGAGGGUUUACUUCGCGUCCCCUCCAAUUCGCGGGAAGCCGUGUGGCGAAAUGACUUUUGCCGAUAUCUGUACAUCGUCCGUUCCGCGUGGAGUGGACUGCCAACAUUCAUUCUGGGCCGAGAAGAACCAAUGGUGGACGACAAGACCUUGGAUCCUACCACCGAGUUAGCAUCGUUAUCGGCAGAUGCACUUCGGAUGAAGUGCGGGUUUGUCUUGACAAAGCGGGAUCGUCGAUACACAGUUGCUCUCGGACACCGGGAAAGAUUCGGGCAAUUCUUACACAAUGCGUCUGUCUCACUCACUCAUUCUGAGUCCAAAGACGCUAGCGACGAUCACAUCGAUGCAGUUAUGGCUGUGAACAAGGGCAUCGACACUUAUCUACUUGAUUACGGUAUGACGCGGGCUUCAUAUGCAACUCAAAAGAAACUAUACGACAGUACGCGGGAUUUGUGUCUUUCAGUUGGGAAACAGAAGCUUUUCCCUCGCCAGGUGUGGGUAAAACGUGCACACGCCUAUCACGCUCUGCGUGUUCUCACCCACAGCCUUUAUAGAACUCGAAAGACUCUCGAUGACCUAUUGAUCAAGGACCUUGUAGAAUUUUCGUUGUCACCUUACACUCGAGUUCGAAAGAGCAGUCAGGCCAUUGUAGCAAACAUCAUCUCAUAUUUUAUUCGGUCGUCAAGGAUUGUAUUAGCUCAGGUUUUCGAGGCUCUGCAAAAACAGUCGGACCUCGGCAAAGCCGGAGAUCCUGACCGGCAGAAAGGUGCACUGUAUCUUCUGUGGAAUCGAUCUCUCGCAUCAUACGCUCUGAGUACCCCUAAAUAUUUACCUUCUUUUUACCACAGCCUUCUCAGCCUUCAAUAUCAGGAAAAGCCCUCAAUUCAGCAACUUGUCGCCGCCAUCAUCGAAGACAGCUUGGGUCAAGUUACACUUGAAUCACUGGACGUGUCGAUGUCGGCCUCCCUUCCAUCGCCACGUUUCGUCAAACUUAUCGAUAAUCUGGAGAGCCUUUGCGGAUCAUCUGACCCCUCCCUGACACAGCUGGUGAUCGAGCGGCGUGAACCCAGGCUUCAACUGAAAGUUGACAAGUAUAAUCAAACGUGCCAGGAAAUUUGUACGAUCGCCCGCAGCAAUGAGACACAUUGGAAAUAUCAGCAAUGGUCCAUGGCACUGCUAUUGCGACUUACUCGGAAGGACCAUCCAGCAACAUCAGAAGUUGCCCUACUCUUUGCUGAGAACAUUCUCUCAGACCACCCAAAUACCCGAUCCUACGCCCAGAAGGGUCUCAGUAGACUUCUACGAUUCAUCAAGUCCCGAACGUUCAGCAAGACGCCGCAAGAUCUUUGGUUAAAUAGGCACUUCAACCCACUCAGAGCUGAGUUUCAAUUCCAGGAUCUUAAUACAUUCCUGGAGUCACAAGAGCGACAAUCAUCAAUACCUUCAGAUACCAUUUAUUACGACAAAGUCCCCCAUGGCGCCCUAGUCUGGAACCAAACCGUACGCGGUUACCGGAAGCCUCCCCAGGACCUUCCUGUCUUCCAAUGGGAGAGUGAAUCUUUGGAUCUCCUCACGGCCUUACGUGGUUAUUUGGAUGAAGCUUGGUUUUCCCACUUACUGAAUCUGUGGGCCCAGGAAGGAGAACGCUCCAAUACCACAACCGAUCUGCGAGCUGAAAACACGACUUUAAUAAAGAUCCUAUUUUACGUGCUUCAGGGAGCCCACACAUCCUUGGUCUUACCUCUUCUCGACCCUUUCUUACGUGACCCAGACAAACAUCGUCUCAGGGCCGGUUUAGAAUUCCUUGGAGGGCUUGUUCGUGGUUCUAAACACUUCCCUGGGCAGCUGAUAUCACAAAUGUCGAAUUGGGUCACGGCUCGUCUCCCAGCGAUACUAGCAUUGAUCACCCCUGACACCGUCACACUUUGGGACUCUUUCUUAGGCCUCCUGUUCCAGAACCGCGAUCCUCGCCGUACAAGAUCAUUUGUCGACUUCGUUCUUGACCAGCCAGUAGAUUUUAAUGGCGCAUCUGUUUUUUCUUUAACGAAAACACUGUCGUCAGUUGCCAGUCUCGCGGAUGGGCUCAGUGUCCGUUUCCUCCCUUAUUCACAUAAGUAUCUCGAUGCCUUUUUCGAGAAUUUGGGGACACCCUAUGCAGAAGUCAGGACACAGAUUGUUGCCACUAUUCUGAUCAUUGGCAACCUCACAUGGUGCCCAUCGCAUCCUUCGGCUACUGUCUUGGCUAGGCGCUGCGCAUCUGAUGAAGAUCCGCUACUUGUUAGGGAAACAAGAUAUAUGUCAAGACUAUUGAAGCUCUCUGACCAAUUUGAGAAGUGGAGAAACGAGAGACUUCCAGGAGCUUGGGUUUCCCAAUCAAUGUAUGACAAAGUCGGGCUCACUCUGUUGACUUGGAUUUGGAGCACAGCGUAUAGCAUUGGAGCACCAUCUAUCUUCGCCUACACACAUCCGUUCCUUCCGGAGAUUUUCCGGAUGAGUGAACUACAGGACUCGUCGGAGCUACAGUCAUACAGCUCGGGGGUGCUCUAUGUCUUGUCUGCCGUUGCGCCUCCAACUGAAUAUGUGGGUUCUCUUACAGAGAGCUUCAUUAGCGCUAUUCGCAUGUCGCCUUCCUGGCGUGUUCGGCAUAAAGCCAUCCCCGUACUGUCCGUUUGGUACUUCCGUAACCUGCCCAAUCUAUCCCAGGACAUGAUAAACCGAGUGAUGGAGGUUUUGGUUGAAUGCCUUCGAGAUGAGAAUGUUGAGGUUAGGGAGACGUCAGCGACGACGUUGUCUGGUGUUUUGCGCUGUUCGCAGAAAAGCAAUGUUAUUGCAUUAAAGGAUCGCUUUGUCCGUAAUGCCCUGCGUGCCAAACUCCCUAAACGCAGCGACCCAGAGUACUCUGAUGCAUUGCGCAGGCUUCAUUCGGCAAUCCUAGGCAUGAUUGCCACGCUGCAAGCAUAUCCCUACGUUGUUGAAUCAUGGAUGCCCAGCCUAAUUGAGACAUUGUCGAGGUUUUCCAGUGAGCCUCAGCCAAUCUCGAGCGCAAUCCGUAAAUUUGCGGCCACAUUCAAGAGGACGCAUCAGGACACCUGGCACUUGGACCAACAUCUGUUUGAUGAAGACCAAGCCCAGGCAUUGGCAACAAUGUUGACAGGAACAAGCUAUUACGCAUGAUUUGAGACGCUACACAUACAUUAGCCUCUGUAUGAUGUAAACUACACCCUCGCUUGAGUAAUUUAGAAAUUAUGUUUCCUUUGAACUACUCUCGUUCAAUCGGCCAACCAGAUUGCUGACUGGUCCAGACAAACCAUCCUGCGCUGCAUAACUUUUCAAAAAGUUUUUGAUAAGAUCAUAUUCCUUGUUUGGCUCCAUGUUUUCAUCCUCGGAA